This is a messenger RNA of Calliphora vicina (urban bluebottle blowfly), 1346 nucleotides long. RefSeq names its product modulo (gene mod). Bases 23 to 1219 code for a protein of 398 amino acids. The transcript is spliced from 3 exons. Lineage: Eukaryota; Metazoa; Arthropoda; Insecta; Diptera; Calliphoridae. Gene Ontology annotation, molecular function: mRNA binding. Gene Ontology annotation, cellular component: nucleus. The record is from RefSeq and is a predicted model, not a curated record.
UAAUGAAGAGGACGAAGAUGAAAUGGAAGCUGAUGAAGCCAAUGAGGAUGAAGAAGCUGGCGAAGAAGAACCUACUAUACCAUCUAAAGUAAAAACUGGCGAAAUCCCCUCAACUGUACCAGCAAAUAAAAUUGUUCAUGUUACAAAAUUACCCAAAAAAUGCAAACAAGUUGAUGUCGUCGAAGCUUUUGCCAAAUACGGAGCAAUUGACCAAAUACAUAUUGUUACCACUCCCGGCGGUACUGUCGCUAAUGUUGCCUAUAAAACCGAAAAGGCUGCAACAGCAGCCUUGGAGGCCAACAAAAAAGUCAAAGUACUUGAUUCUCUAAUUUGGGUAACCAAGUAUGCUAAGAGUAGCGACAAAAAGCAAAAAACUAAAAUCAACGAAAGUCGCGAACGGUCGGUUUAUGUGCGUUAUCUUAAAGCUGGCACUACUGAGGAUCAACUUAGAGCACAUUUCGAAGGUUGUGGUGAAAUGGAACGUGUCAAGUUAGUGAAUAAAUUUAACACCACAUUUGGCUUUGUUACCUUUACCGAUACGUCCUCCAAGGAAGCUGCCUUGAAACUUCAUAAUUCAGUAUUAAAUGAUGUUAACAUUGGAGUGUGUGAAAAUAAUGAGAACCCCACUCAAGUUGGACAACUGUACGACGAAAAACUUACAGUAAUGGUAAAGAAUAAGCAAAGCUUUGAGUGUGUUGAAGUAGCUAAACUCGAGUCCAUCUUCUCCAAAUGUGGUGAAAUUGAAAGUAUGGAUAUUGUUUGCAAGAAGAAUGUUUUGGCUUUCAUAACCUACAAAACCGAACAAGCGGCACAAAAGGCCCUCAAACUGAAUGGUAAAACUGAGCAAGGCAUUGAAUUGGAAUCGGAAUUAUACAAUCCAUUCAAUAAGAAAACUGCCAUUUAUAUUUCUAAUUUACCUAAAGAGUGCACUGAAGAAGAUUUGACAAAAUGUUUCUCUAGAGCCGGUGAAAUCACAAACAUCGUUCAUAAAGGCGGUUACGCUAUCAUACGUUUUGUAGACUCCGAUGCUUAUUGUAAAUCAUUCUUAUUCAAUGAGAGCUUUAUCAAGAAACAAAUGAUUUUUGUCGAGCCCCAUUCUAUACGCAAGAAGGCUGUAAUGAAGUCCAAAAUACCCAAGAAUUUCCAAAAGAAGGGCUUCAAACGUCCAGCUGAAAAUGGCAAUAGUGUUUUCAAGCCCAAAAAAGCUAAAAAUAACUAAAUGAAAUUAUUUUUCUUUCAAAUAUACCUUUAUUUUAAGUAAUAUCAAUCAACAUUUUAUUAAGUUGUAACAAAAUAUUUAAAUAAACAAUUAUAAUGCAAUUUUAAUGCAUUUUUAUAAUAGAAAA